Messenger RNA from Austrofundulus limnaeus, 6654 nucleotides. RefSeq names its product v-maf avian musculoaponeurotic fibrosarcoma oncogene homolog Gb (gene mafgb). Gene Ontology annotation, biological process: regulation of transcription by RNA polymerase II; regulation of epidermal cell differentiation. The transcript has 3 exons. Bases 289 to 807 code for a protein of 172 amino acids. Gene Ontology annotation, molecular function: RNA polymerase II cis-regulatory region sequence-specific DNA binding; DNA-binding transcription factor activity, RNA polymerase II-specific. The record is from RefSeq and is a predicted model, not a curated record. Gene Ontology annotation, cellular component: nucleus. NCBI's taxonomy places the organism in Eukaryota, Metazoa, Chordata, Actinopteri, Cyprinodontiformes, Rivulidae.
GGGUUGCGUAGAUCCUUCAUGAAUGAAACCAUGUGAUUCAAACAUCAUUUGACGUCUGGCGCCUCUGACCACAGACUAAAAACAAGCGAGGAACGACAGGAUAUAUGUAGAGCCCCCGCGAAGAGGCGCGAGCGGAAAAAAAAUAAAUAAAACGCUUCUUCCAAAAGAGCUCGUCUUCUUUCCGCGCCGCGUCGACGAGCCGCCGGUGAAACCCAGCCAGAGGGAGCGGUGGGAGAAAGGGCGCGGGUUUGACUUCUGGUUUGUGCAGAAGAGCAAAGCUCUUGUGGCAUGACGACGCCUAACAAAGUCAAUAAAGCCUUGAAGGUGAAGCGAGAGCCAGGCGAAAAUGGCACCAGCCUCACGGACGAUGAGCUGGUGACCAUGUCGGUACGCGAGCUGAACCAGCACCUCCGAGGGCUCUCCAAAGAGGAGAUCCUCCAACUGAAGCAGAGGCGGCGCACCCUGAAGAACCGGGGCUACGCUGCCAGCUGCCGGGUGAAGCGGGUCACCCAGAAGGAGGAGCUGGAGAAGCAGAAGGCUCAGCUGCAGCAGGAGGUGGACAAACUGGCCAAUGAGAACGCAUCGAUGCGCAUCGAGCUGGACGCUCUCAGGUCUAAGUACGAGGCGUUGCAGACCUUUGCCAGGACUGUGGCACGGAGCCCGACGGUCGGGGUCGGGGUGAGGGCUGGAGGGGGAGGAGGGGGAGGGAUGGCCUCCUCGGUCAUUGGUCCCCUCAUACCGGGGAAGGUGGCGACUGCGACGAGCGUCAUUACAAUAGUCAAGUCGAAAACGGAUGCACGGUCUUGAGGUGGAGAGGGAGAGAUGAAGGUGGAACAGGAUGGAGUUUGGCUGCGUCGGAGCACGUUCCUCCCUCUCCUCCACCUGCACCAACUCCACACAGCUGGGCCGUGUCGCGUCAGCGGGUUUUCAUCACCAGGCUCAGAUCAGUGCAGAUGAAGUGAGGAAGGAAGCAAAGGAGGAUUAUUCAGUUUAAAGAAGCUUCUGGUCAGGGUGUGGUCCUUGGGUUCCUGCGGCCAAUGAAUCGACACAAAACUACUUUUGAAUUUGUGGCACGAGUAUUUGUCUCAUUCUUAUAAAUGUUCAAAACGCUAAAGGAAGAGAAAUGUCGAGUUUCCCAUGUUUGAUAUUUGCACAUAAGACUUCAAUUAGGCACAUUAACUAAACUUUAAAUUUUACAUUUGGUAUCAAAAUCAACACGAUUGUUUUACAGGUACUUGCAGAACAAAUGAUGUAAUCUACUGAUUACGCUGCAGCUCCAUCUUGUUCCGCCUACAAGAACUUUUUCAGAAAAGUACUAUAGAAAACUAUAUAUUAUACAAUGGUGGUAACUGUAUUUCUACUGUUUUGUACUGUGUUGUCAUUCACAUGAGGUCCAAGGUGUAUUCUCUGUGUGUGAAUUGUUAUAUAUCAGGAAUUCUGUGAAAUUCUGUGCUGCGUGUUUGUUCUGGUAUCGCUAUAUUUAGUUAGCUGUACUUUUUUUUUCUAAGGUCUCCUCACUUUUGAUGUGCGACUCUAUCUUUCUUGCUCAACUAUUCUUUCUCUGUCCUUCCGUUUUUCUUUCUAUUCCAACUGGCUUCCAACAUUACAUGUAGUACUUCCUGGAUUUAACGGAAAGAAGUGUGCAAAGCGAUUUAACUUAAAGCGAACAGUAGAAAGAAAAACAUGCACAAUUCAUGAAAAAUAGUCAUUUCGGUACGCAAGAAUUUCCAGGAAAAUCGGCCCAUGAACACUUGAUCUGGAAUUUGUUUUCUAUGUUUUACCAAACAAAAUUUGGAAGACCUUGGUCUUCUAGUGAUGUGCAUCAAGAUGGAAGUAGAGACAAACCGAGGAAGGAUGGUAGAGAUUAGAGCAGGUGUAAUCAGGUUGUAGCAGCAUACCUGGCUGUGUGUUGUCGUUUGAGCUGUGUAGCCAUCAGGACUGAAUAGUAAUGACACUCAUUUAUGUGACUGAAGUUAACUUAAAACAAAUUAUCUAAAAACCAGGAACUCUCGUCCAUCUUAACUGUUAUAAAGUCCGUCUGUUUCUUUAUUCAUCUUGUAAUAAAUUCCUAUUGAUUGCUAAAAAAUGUAGGUUACAGCUAACAGGGAUUUUUGAUCCAUCUAUCAGUUUCUUCCACUUAUUCAUGGUUGGGUUGCAGGGUAACAAGUCCCAGUGGGAAACCCAGCCACACUUUCCAGCUCCUACUGGGGGAUCUUAAGGUCUUCCCUGGCUGGAGACAGUUAUAAGAUUCCUCCAGUGUGUUUUGGGUCUCGUUCCAGUGGGAAGUGCCUGGAAAACAUUCAAAGGGAGGUGUGCAGGAGGCAUCCUAAUCAAAUGCUGAAAUCACCUCAGUUGACUCCUUUCAGUGCAGAGGAGCAGCAGAUCGACACCAAGUUCCUCCUGGAUAACAAAGCUUAUCUUGUCUCUAAAGGCUGAGCCUGGCCACCCUACGAAGGAAGCUCAUUUCAACCGCUUGUCUUCAGGAUUUCAUUCUCUCUGUCAGGGUCAUUUUAUGAUUAUAGGCGAAGGUUAAAAUGCAGUAAAACCAGUAAAUUAAGAGCUUUGCCUUUUUGCUUAACGCUUUCUUUCAUCAUGGCAGAUGAUCACCGAUCUUUAAAGUCCAACCUGUUGAUUCUGAUUUUGGUUGACAUUGAUUUUUUAUUUAUUUUUAUUUUUAGACUAACACUGUUGGGUGUUGUAAGGUCACAAAUCUCCUUAAACUGUCCAAUCUUAUUUUAUCAAAAAAUACUGAGUAAAACCUUUGAAACAAUAGAAACUUGUUGGACACUAGUGCUUACAGCAGAGCAAAAGGGGAUAGUGGCUGAUUUUCAGACCUUUGUAGAGGUAUGAGAAACUGAUCUUAUCUAUCGGCUGUUCUCCAAUCUCCCAAAAUGAUAGAAAUCAGUGCCAGUAAAGCUGGCUGCUUUAUCAGUGCACCUCUACUUAUAGUCCUCCACUUGAGACAAAGACUCACCCCAACAUGAAGGGAGUCCUCCUUUUUUUUUUUUGCCUGAGAACCAUGGCCUCAGAUUGUAAUGAAGGUGACAGUGCACGCUGAAGAUCAUUGUCUGAAGAUGCCAACAGAACCACAUCAUCUGCAAAAAGGAUGAGACCCCGGGGUUUGAUUGGGGGAUCUUUUGGCCUGAAAUCAGAUUGCGGUUAAAGCCAAACGAAUGGCAGAGUAAACCAGAGCUCCUGUCUCACGUUCAGAUCUGGUGUCUGACAGAGGAAUCUGCCAUCUUAAACACUUCCCAGUCACACAAAUGAGCUGUAAUUUCUCCUUGGCCCAGCAUAAAGCAGUCCCUUGCGGUGUUCUAUAUUCAAAGAGUCUAUGUAAAGUGGAGUCUGUAAUUUUAUAAAAACAAUUAUCUUUGCAUCAUUUGUAACGACAUGUAAAAAAGGUAUUACAAAGUCUGUUUGAUAUACAGUAUCUCUCUCUAUUUUGCAAUUGUACCAAAAGUGGCUUAACUACUGAAUAGCUUUGUGUUUUUCAUUAGUGACUCUCUAGGCAGUGUGCGUAAUGGAGUAGCACGUGGCGUGCUGUAUGUGACGAGGUGAUAUAACGUUAACUAUUUUAUGCAUAUGACUUUGAUAUGUGUUUGAUUUGGGGCCGAAGAGGGUGAUGACAUUAUGGGUAACUGCACUCUUUUCUCUUAUCAUAUAAUCUUUGUCCCCACGGCCCCGUCAUUUAGCUCCAUAACUUCAGACCCGUCAGAUGUUUUGCUAAACUGCCCUUACGAGGUAUGAAUUCAAAGAAGUCCACUUUGAUCACCGGUUUGACAUAUUUCUAAGCAGACUGUCUUUGGGUUUGCUCGGUUUGGUGAUUGUUGCAGAUAAAAUCACUGAGGUUAGAACAUGGGUCGGUUUCCCUCACUGACUUCUUGAUCUAAUGUAUUCAAGAAAACAAACAAAUUAAAAAAAACCCGUAAAACUCAAACUGUGUGAUAGGGCUUUGUGGCUGCAUCACACCCACUCUUUUGGUAAGUUAUUUUUGUUGUGUGCGACAAAGUUAUUUUGUUCUUGCUGCGCACAUUUUAUGUAUAUUUAAUGUUGUUCCUGUGUUUGUUUUUUGAGCUGUUUCUAGAAGUGUCAGGGAAAUGAAAUAACAUUUUGUAACUCUGUGUGGUGUUUUUUAUAAAAAGUGAAAACGUAUAUUCAGCUAUUUAAUGACCUGUCUGUCUGAGUGAAGUUUACCUUUUGAGUACAAUUUUCUCAAAUGUUUUUUUUAAUGAUGAUUUAAACCAAAUGUUUUGAAUGGAAACAAAUUGCAGCAACAAAACCAUUACAAACUCAUGGCUGUGGGAAGCGUUUUGAAUGUGUUGAAAUUUUAGGACCCUAAACACCAAACAUGAACAGAUCACGAUACUAAAAAUAGACAAUUAAAUGCACACUCACUGCAUGUUGCCUUAUUUGAAUAUGGAAAUUGUAAAAAAAAAGUGCUGUAAUAUAUAUAAAAUUUGCGGUCAUGACCUAAUGCUAAUCUUCCCUCUUUUUGUGGGUUUUAGGUCAAAUUUUGCGCACAGAUAAACAAAAGUAUCAGGGUUAUAAAACUCAUUUUCACUAUUUCAACAUGUUCUGCACUAAAGUUUUAAACUUUUUUGUAUGUACUUGUACGUGCAUCCAUCGCAGGGUUAUGCAGCACCCUCUGCCUCCCUACUUCCCAUGGCCUUGAAACUCAUUUUAACCUGAACUCCGCCAUCAUAAACACUGAUUAAUUAUCUGUCCUGCCACUGUGCAGUUAUCAAGAUUAUUAACUUUGUCGUCAUUCAUACAAAACGUUAAUAUAAAACCGGGUUUAAACAUUGAACAGAGACUGAUGGUUUCCUCUGAGUUAAAAAAAAAAAACACUUGUUCUGGCGAGCGUGAUCCAAGAGGGAACUAAUGCCUCACAGUGAUUAGCUUUUAGCUCCAAGCAGACUUUAACAUCAUUUGUGUAUUUCCUGCUUUUUUAUCUGUGCUACUAAUGUCUUCUUAAAUAUUUAUUUUUCUGUUUUUCAUCAAAGUCUUGUGUGUUUGGUAAAAAAGAAAAAAAAAUGGUGUCAAACUGUACAAACUGUGCCUCGAUCAAACUGUUUAUUUGACUUUUGUGCUCCAGUUUUGAAAAGGUAAAUACUUUCUGUAAACCUAAGUGUUCGACAUGGCGGCUGCUGUUUAGAUGAACACGUUUAAUUACGCAGACCGCGUAAACUCCGGCCUCAGAAGCGAUGUGUUGUCAAGUCGUGUGUUUUUAAAUGCAGGUUCGACGUGAUGUGACGAGGUUAAAGAGCGUUUUAGAUGUGAUUAUAGCUGCAGUGUUUAAAUUUAGUCUUUCGUUCGGUGUCACUUAACAGCUUCACUGUGACACAUGAAAUCACUGAAUAUAUUGUUAUUCGUUUCCAACUGAGACGAAGACAAUGAAAAAUACAACUGUCACACAACGCCUCCGGGUAAGCUGAGAAUUUCUGUCUUCCAGACGUGUUUUUUUUCUCUUUUAUGGUGGUGUUAUCCAACGCGUGGGCUCUUUAGACAAAUGAGGUUAAAUAUUACUGGUUUUAAUCCUGGUCUUUCACUCAGCAGAUGUGAUCAGCUAACAGCACCGACCUUCAGUGAUAAUCAGGCAGGGCAGCGCUCUGGCUUUUCAUAGCAGCGUUUAUGAGCUGUAAGACACGCCGACCUUAUUUUCCGCAGCAUGUUCUGGGGUCGUGACCUCCUUACGAUAAGGCAUUUCAUCACAAACCAGAGCAACCGCUCGUACUCAGGAGCUAUAAAUAAUUUACAGGGGCUCAGAAGGAGGUGGCGGAGACAUCUGAUAAAAGUCUUAACCACCCCACUCACUCCACCUUCUUUCACGAAAGGCUGUGUGAGUUAAACUCAGCGGCCUACCAAGCUCUUCCUCAAAGCCUCCAUUUCUUCUAGAAGACACGAAUCAUUAACUUCUUAUCUUGCUGCAUGGCCAAUCAGUAUGUAGUCAUUCAGUUGUUUUUCCUGUCUAGUGAAUCACGCCAUUGGACUCUAAAAGCCCUUUCACCUACCACAGAUCUAGAUCGAUGAAAGUAAAUGAGGCAGGAUUCCUUUGAUCGCCUGUUUGGUGUUUUCAUCAAUAAUAAUGUGGAUUUUGCUUCCUAAGUUACCUCAUCUGCCGCUGUGUCUUCCUCCCUCUCUGCCACACAUCAGUCGUACAACAAGUAAUGGAAGUAUUUUCUCACAGAUUUCAGGUAUUUUUUUUUGUAACAGUAAUCUCUAAUUUAACCCAUGAUAAACUGUUUUAAUCAUCCAUCAGGCUGAUAUAGUUGUUUCUAAAAGCUAUUCAGCAGCUGUGAGUUUGAGUAAAUUCAGUGUAACCUGUUCAGAAAAGCCCUUGUAAUAGAAAAACUGUGUUUGUGAUAUUUCUGUAUGAGGUGUAUUAAAUUAUACAGUACAAAAAUACUGUUGACGGGGGGAAAAAAAACCUUCAAAUGUACCAGUCAUUGUAGGUAUUUAUCUUCAUCUAAAUUAUUGUCCUUUUGUUGCAGUUUGUAGAUAUUGAUGAUAAAGUAUUGGUAAUCCUGAAAUGAACUGUUUCAUCAUCUGUCCAAUGCAUUUUUUGUAAUUUAUUGAUGUAUAUAGUGUAGGUUUGUUGAUAAACAGCUUACUUUAUUUUGUAUAUGACCAAUAAACAUGUUUUAAAAAGCAGAA